UCGUUAUCUAGUCUAUUCAAGAAAAUGGAUAGUUUCAUUUUUGUAGAAUGAAACAAUGUUAAGAAUGUUAUAAUUAUUUUUACCGUUAAUCAGGUGAAAAAUAAAAUUAGUGAAUUUAAGAAGCAGUAACAAGUGGUAAAUUUAAUAAAUAAUCAAAUUGUACAUCACAAGUUUAUUGCAACAGCAGUAAAAUUAUUUUCCAGGAUGGCAUAUGCAAAAAUUAUUGCAAUUUCCCUCCUCGUAUGCGCCAUAUCAGCACUUCCUGUUCAAAAUGACGACCCAGGGACUAAUCCUAAUAACGAAACGAAAAUUAACUAUCGUUUGCCAAACUCUACAGUGCCCGUACACUACGACCUGAAAAUAAUACCAGACAUUGAUGGUGACUCUGGAUUCAAAGGCGAAAGUAUCAUACAUUUCAAGGUUCUAGAACCAACCUCAGAUAUUGCACUGCAUUCGGUACGUUUAAAUGUCGAUGAGAAUGCAACGCGGGUAAUCUACUCAGAUGGCAUUGUGCUUAGGCCAGAAGCUCACACUUAUGUUAAGACGACAGACCAAUUGAUAAUAAGCGUUGAUAGGAUUCUUGAGGAGGGAGAAUACUGGAUGACCAUGAGAUUCUCAGGACAUUACAAAGAGGGAUUGCAUGGAUUUUUUAAAGGUUACUAUACGAAUGAGGAAGGAAAUGAUGUGUGGCUCGUUGCCACACACUUCGAGCCAACCAAUGCUCGUUACGCCUUUCCCUGUUGGGAUGAGCCUGCCCUGAAGGCAACGUUUAACAUCUCCAUCAAACAUUACGACAAUUAUACAGCAUUAUCGAAUAUGCCGGUACGAGAGAGAACCAAUGUCGAUGAAGCUGAUGGCAAAAUGUGGACGCACUUUGAGAAGACACCUGUUAUGUCCACUUAUCUAGUAGCCUACGUGGUUGCUGAUUUCGAGAAGAUAUCGAAUGCCGAUGGUUCUAUUAACAUCUGGAGCAGGAAGGAUCUUGUUCCUAAUUUGAAAUAUGCUCUUGAAAUUGCAGAGAAAGCAACUAGGGUGUUGGAACAAUAUACAAAUAGUACGGUCCGAGUGCCAAAGAUGGAUCAUGUUGCUCUUCCUCAACACGGUUCGGGUGCUAUGGAGAACUGGGGACUUAUUACAUAUCCAGAAAUAAAUCUUGCUUUUAAUAAGAGUGUGGAUUCUCUGCAACGAAAGCGGGCCAUUGCAAAGACAGUGGCACACGAGUUAGCUCAUCAGUGGUUUGGUAAUAAGGUCAGUCCAAUUUGGUGGUCGCACAUUUGGUUGAACGAAGGAUUUGCCUCGUACUUCCAACACUACACUUUGAACAAGAUAUUCAAGAACUGGAGAGAGAUUGAUUAUUUUAUAAUCAGUUCUCUUCAAGAUUCCCUUGUUACAGAUACUCAGUGGCAUACAAAUCCAAUCGAUGUUGACUUAGAAACGCCCGGGCAAAUUAAAUCUGCCUUUUCUAUCGCCAUUUAUAAAAAAGCUCCCUCCAUUCUGCACAUGCUGUCCAAUAUCAUCUCUCCAGAGGUCUUCCAGAAAGGCGUCGUAGACUAUCUGGAUAGACACGAAUACGACUCUGCAGAUCCUGACUGCCUGUGGAGAGCCCUGCAGAGUGCCCUGGACAAGUCAGACGUUCCCCACAGCGACUUCAAUGUAAAGGAGGUUAUGGACACCUGGAUCAAACAAAAGAGAUACCCAUUAGUAACUGUCGAACGUAAUUAUUCAACUGGAGAGGUGAAAUUGAGGCAGGAAGAUUUUGCAUUGGUCGAUGUCCAUAUGCAUGCUAAUAGUACAGAAUAUAAAGAUGAAAAGGAAACUUAUCAAUGGUGGGUACCCAUCACUUAUGCAACAGAGUCUAACCCAGAUUUCUCAGACAUUGGGCCCAUUAAAUGGUUGAAGCCUCAUGAGGUUUUAACUGUUGAUGGAAUUGACCCAGACGACUGGAUUAUAGUAAAUAAACAACAAAGUGGUUACUACCGUGUGAAUUAUGAUGAAGCUAACUGGAGAAAGAUCGCCAAGUACCUUCGCUCCGAGAACUAUACGAACGUCCACGUGUUGAGUCGUGCCCAAAUCGUGAGCGACAUCACGCGAUUGGUAUUUUACGAACGUGUAAAACCAUCGGUGUUCUUGGACCUGAUUGUUUAUUUGAAACAAGAGCAAGAUUAUACACAAUGGAUUCAUGUAUUCGACCUACUGGAGAAUAUUAAGCAGGUCUUGGAUGUCCCAUCGGCCCAGCCAAUUAGGGAUUUUAUAUUGAGCUUAAUGGAGAAUUUAAUGAAAACCGUGGGUUAUGAUGACAACGACAAUGAAGAUCCUCUUACGCAUUUCAAAAGACAUAAGGCGCUGGAAUGGGCCUGCUUUCUUGGGCACACCGGGUGCAAAGAAAUGGCGACUAUUAAGCUAUUACAGUACAUGAAUGAUCGAUAUAUUUACAAGAAGUCACCAGAACUUGCAGAAUGGGCGUUUACAUAUGGCCCACAACUGGCGAACGAGUCGGUUUGGCAUCAGAUCUGGGAAUUCUAUGUGAAAGAAAGAAUGAUAUAUAGCUUGAGUGCAACAGAGGAUCCAACACUCUUUCAAGCAUAUCUAAAUAUAACAAUAUCAAAUAAUGUGCCAUUUGCGUACAGAGGAUUGUUAGUUGAAAUGGCAAUGGAACACCGCCUUUUUUCAAAUGUAGCCAUGGAUUUUUGUAUAGAACAUUGGGAUCAACUCGGUGAAAGUUUGGGAUACAGUUACUAUCGCCUUUAUGAUAUGCGGAUGAUCAUUAUGGAUGAAGAACGAAUCGAGAAGAUAAAGAAGAUAUGUGAAAAGAUCCCCGAUUGUAAUUGGGAGAAAUUUUGGGCAAAAUACGAGAAAUAUAUAAAACAAGUCAAAAGUGAAAUUGAAAAAUGGAUUGCUGCAAUAAAUGAUAUGUAGAUAGCUUUAAUAACAAUCUUAAAUUAAUAAAUCAAAUAUUCAGCUUGUAAAUAUAAAUAACUUUUGUUACACAAUACUGUUACUAUUAUGUAACACAUCGACGUAUCUUUAUGUAAAGUACUGCUAUUGUACCUUAAAUGAAUUUGCAAUUGUUUCUACAAAAACUUGUUUACUUCAUUAAAUUGAUUGAAUUACAAAUUUUUGAAAUUCUUCGGUGCAUCAGUAUGCAUAGCUGCAUAAUAUAAGACAUUGGUUAACGGUAUAAAUUAUACGUGUUAUGUUCAUACACAUUGACAUGCAUUAGCUGCAUAACAGCACAAUUCAAUUUACUCAUUGAACUUUUUCAAUUAUUCACGUACUUACAAUAAAAAAUAUUUAAUUUUCCAGUUAUAAACAUAAUUCUAGGGAUUUAGUUAUAAUAACUUCAGAUAAUUAACAAAUUGUCAUUGUUUUUAGCUGGAAAUAACGUUGGAUAAUUAAAAGUUGCUUAAUCAAAGUAAGUCCUUAUAAUGCCAGAAAUUAACUUAUAUCAACGUAUGGAAUAAAACAAUAUCAAAGUGAUCCUCGUUGAUAAUCUGCUUGAUAAGAAUCGUCAGAAUAUCUUCUAUUUAAUCUACUCUGUGCAGAAUAAUCGAGAAAGUAACAAAUUUUUCCAUACCAAUGUUUCAGCUGCUAUGCAUGUAUUGUUCGAAUUAUUGUACAACACCGAGAAAGGUUGCACGCGGCUGAACAGUACCAAGCAUGGUGCGCCUCUGUAGAGAAGAUGGCGAUGCAAGGUAAAAAGGCCCUACUGGCCCUACUGCGCAUUACGCUUGAAGGUUAACAGGAGUGCCACUAGCACCUCUAGCGGAGUAGCAGGGAAACAUGGUUAUCCUUGUCUCUCCAAGGCAGAAGCAUGCAUGAGAGACAAGGAUCGCCGAUGUUUCUCAGUUUCCCCGCAUGAGGUCCCCAGGAUCAAUAAGGACUUGAGCCAUCAGUCCUAUUGCCCUUCAUAAAUUAAUUAUUACUUAUUUUUAAUUCCGUCAGUAUAAAGGUCUUGUGUUUAACAUGUAAAAAUAAAUUCUCGUCAUUGAUUUAAAAAAUCAUCCUUUAGACUUCAUGUUUUCAAAGAACUGUUGUUAAGAAAUAUUUUAUUAAAUAAAAGAAAUAGAUCAAUAGAUAAUAUCAUAA
This is a messenger RNA of Osmia bicornis bicornis, 4086 nucleotides long. Its product is annotated as aminopeptidase N-like. NCBI's taxonomy places the organism in Eukaryota, Metazoa, Arthropoda, Insecta, Hymenoptera, Megachilidae. Bases 205 to 2916 code for a protein of 903 amino acids. Gene Ontology annotation, biological process: peptide catabolic process; proteolysis. Gene Ontology annotation, molecular function: zinc ion binding; metalloaminopeptidase activity; peptide binding. The record is from RefSeq and is a predicted model, not a curated record. The transcript has 12 exons. Gene Ontology annotation, cellular component: cytoplasm.